AUGUUCUCAUCUCUAGCUAGCACGGGAGUUAAGCAAUAUUGUAGCCUCUUGCUCCUCACUGCUGUACUCAAAUUACUGAUCGAGAUGAAUGCGAGGGUUUUCGGCAACGUCGGUGAGACCCUGGUGCUCGCCCACGGCUACGGGGGCAGCCGGUUCGUCUGGGACGACGUCGUCCCGUCGCUGGCGGACAAGUUCCGGGUCGUCGUCUUCGACUGGAGCUUCUCCGGCGCGGCGGACGGCGGCGGGUGCUCAGAGCGGCGGUUUUCGUACCACGACUUCGCCGAUGAACUUGUGGCGCUGAUGGACGAGCUCGGGCUGAGGGGAACAGUGUUCCUGGGGCACUCCAUGGCUGGCAUGAUCGGCUGCAUCGCGUCGCUGGCAAGGCCAGACCUAUUCAGCCACCUCGUGCUGGUUGGGGCGUCACCUAGGUACAUCAACGACGACGGCUACGAGGGCGGAUUCGACCGCGGAGAGGUGGACGCCAUGCUCGGAGCCAUCGAGGCCGAUUUCACCGAGUGGGCGCCGCUCUUCGCCGAGACCGUGGUCGGGGUGGACCACCCGGCCGCCGUCGCAAAGUUCGCCAAGCAGCUGGCGAUGAUGCGCCCGGGCACCGCGCUCCGCGUCAUGCGCGCCGUGCUCACCUGCGACGUCCGGGACGUGCUCCCGGACGUCAAGGCACCAUGCACCAUCGUGCACUGCACCCAGGACGCCGUGGCGCCGCUCGCAGUUGCCCGCUACAUGCAGCACCGACUGGCCGGGUGCGCUGGUGGCGGCGGCGCGGCCUCGGUUGUCAUCCAGUCCUCCAGCCACUUCCCACAGCUCACCGCGCCAAAGGAGUUCAUCCGGGUCAUUGAGGCCAUCUUGCUCGACCGCUGA
Molecule: messenger RNA, 876 nt
Organism: Triticum turgidum subsp. durum (durum wheat)
Lineage: Eukaryota; Viridiplantae; Streptophyta; Magnoliopsida; Poales; Poaceae
Source: the annotation of a GenBank genome assembly